AUGACCGAGACAAAGCUGCUUGGUGUCUCGGAACUGCGCUCUGUAGCCGUACAACCCACUUACAUUCAUCGCGUAGAGCUUUUAAACUCGUCUCCAUCAUGUUUUUUACUCACUGAUACCCAUGCAAGUCUUCAUGUGCGUCUACAGCGUCAAUGGCGAGCAAACGUGUGGCUUUUCUUAACAUUGGGCCUUAUGUUCUGUCUGGGGCGUCUCAAAGCUGAUGCUGCUACUACGACAGUUAUUGGACCCAAGAGCAAAACUGACAAUGCAGUGGCAACUUCAAGUGAUCUGUACAUUGUCUUAGUGAGCAUCCCGGUAUUUGACAAGAUGCUGCCCCUGAAACAUCUGGCCGAGACACUGCUAUUUCGUGGUGUUCGUGUAGGUUUUGCACUUCCAGAGAAUUGCAGGCAAUGGGUUCAUGACCUUGAAGGUCUUGAGUUUAUCUCUUUAGGAAGUAUCGAGGGUAAAAGCCGAGGAAUGGCACGGGACCCAAAGGAAUUAGACCAGCUUGGAGUUUAUACGAGUUAUGCCAAUACGUUGCAAUAUUAUGCAUCAUUUCAACGGCCAAUGUUUCAAGCAUUGCUCCAAGAAUUAACAGCUGACCGACCGGAUCUUGUGGUUGUUGAUCGAUAUACUUUUGCAGGCUUUGAUGUCUGCCAUCGACUGCAAUUACCCUAUGUAGUGAAUAACCCUCACUUGCUAGUUGACAUUGACUCGCCUCCUGUAUACAUCCCUGCACCUUUUUCUAACUUUACUAUGCACACUACGAGCGUGCUAGAACGGUGUUUAAAUAUCUACUAUCGACUACGCUUUCGACUGGGACUAGUACAUGUGUAUAAGGAGAUUAAUGCCGUGCGGCAAGAACACGGACUUGAAGCCAUUGAUAGUAAUUAUCAGAUGCACGGCCAUUCGCUUGUGUUAGUGAACUCGGUUUUCGGUUUGGAUGAAGCGCGUCCUAUGACGCCUCAGUUCCGAAUGGUAGGCCUCUUGCAGUCGCAAAAGCUGCAGCUUGAACGCAAAGAAGCUGAGAGUUGUUCUGCUGAACGUAGCAGAUUUCCAGCGGCGCUGACGACGUGGUUGAAGGCUCCUGAGCACCAGGAAAGACCGUUGGUCUUUAUCAGUUUUCAAACUGAUGUACCCAUGGCCCCAGACUUUAUCGUGACUAUCAUGAACGCACUUGAGACCGUGAAUCUCAGACUAUUGUGGAAGAUCACACUGAAAGAGCAAGCAGCGUUCGAUCUGCGCUCACGUCCUCGAGACUCGGUAUUUUUUCUUGGUGAAGCGUUGGACGAUGCAACAGUGCUCGCACUUGCACUUGAGAUAGAGUUGUUGAUCACUGCAGGAGAUUUUCAGAGCAUACAAGCGGCUCUCGUCGUUGGCGUACCCAUCUUGGGUCUCCCUCACUCAGCUGAGCAAACUGAAGGCGUGAACGCUGUUGUGCGAGCGGGUGCAGGUUGUCGUCUGGAUGGAAAAUCAUUCUCCAAAGAUCGCUUGCGUCUGGAAGUAGAUAAAAUGCUGUUUGACGAGCGAGAGCACUUUAAACGCAACGCCAAGUACCUUGGAGAGCUUGUGAAGACUGGCGGAGGGGUGGAACGCGCCGUGGACGAGCUGUUAACCGUUGCCGAGUUAGGAUCUCGUCACCUGCUUCCAAGGCGCAACUUGCAACCGCUAUACAAGACGUACCUCGUGGAUUUUCCAGCUCUGAUUGCAGCCAAGGACCAAAUGAGUCAAGUCGACGAAGUGGGCCAUAAGGCGGUGCAAUAA
Molecule: messenger RNA, 1764 nt
Organism: Peronospora farinosa
Lineage: Eukaryota; Oomycota; Peronosporomycetes; Peronosporales; Peronosporaceae
Source: the annotation of a GenBank genome assembly